CCGGCCGCCGAGCUGCGCGGCCUGCAUGACAAGGCAGUGACUGGCAUUGACGCGACCCCUAACGGGCUCGGGCUGUCGUGCUCCGCGGACGAGACGCUGCGGAUCUGGGAGACAGACGGUGGCACCGUCAGGAGGCAACUGGAGGGCCACCUGGGGGAGGUAUACACGUGCCGGUUCUUCCCAUCGGGCGUGGUGGCGCUGAGCGGCGGCGUGGAUAUGCAGCUGAAGAUCUGGUCUGCCGAGUCCGGCCGCUGCGCCGCCACGCUUCGCGGCCACACCGCUGCCGUCCAGCACACGGCCAUCGUCGACCGCGGCAGGAACGUCCUCUCCGUGUCCAGGGACGGCCGCUGCAAGCUGUGGGACGUGGGAGAGCAGCGCUGCCUGGCCGACCUCUGCUGCCUCGAUUCGCCCGUCAACUGCGUGGCGCUGGGCGACCUGCCCGACGGCGUGGAGCGAGGAGUGCGCACCGAGCCGCCUGACGAGCGCGAGGUGGGCACUGAGGGCCGGCUGGUGGCGCUCGGCGCCGAGGACGGCUCCGUUCGCCUGCUGCACGCCCACUCGCGCCACCUGGUGGGCCGCUGUGGACCCGACUGUGAGCCCGUGUACGGCCUGAGCGCCGCCGGCGCCGCCCUCUUCACGGCCGCACGCGACGGCUGCGUGCGCCGAUACCGACUGCCGCUGUAG
Pollicipes pollicipes is the source of this 684-nucleotide messenger RNA. Its product is annotated as proteasomal ATPase-associated factor 1. NCBI's taxonomy places the organism in Eukaryota, Metazoa, Arthropoda, Thecostraca, Pollicipedomorpha, Pollicipedidae. The annotation marks the transcript as partial. Gene Ontology annotation, molecular function: protein binding; RNA binding. Gene Ontology annotation, cellular component: catalytic step 2 spliceosome. The transcript has 6 exons. The record is from RefSeq and is a predicted model, not a curated record.